Adineta ricciae is the source of this 1581-nucleotide messenger RNA. NCBI's taxonomy places the organism in Eukaryota, Metazoa, Rotifera, Eurotatoria, Adinetida, Adinetidae. The record is from the annotation of a GenBank genome assembly.
AUGGAGAAUUUGGAAAUAUCACGUGAAACCAGCGCGUCUCCUCGUCUAGCGUUUGUGUCAAUUCCACCAGUUACACAUCAAAUAUUUCCCGAAGAACUUCCUACUGUUGCUGAUCGGAUCAAAUCACGUCGUCGUCGUUCCAUCAUACGUGAGUUCAGUUUAAAUACAUCAACACAUGGCUUACCUGGCAUGGCUCGUAGUGAGAGCAAACAUAAUUUUGUUUUUUGGUUCAUUUCAUUUCUUGUUUUUACUGGUAUUAUGAUUUAUUUUGUUACUAAAGCAAUUCUCGAUUACUUUGAAUAUCCCACUCAAAGUGACGUUAAUGUUAUUCGAGAAUGGCCACAAUAUUUUCCCGCAGUUAGUAUUUGUAAUGCUGCCAUUUUUCGACUUGAUACAUAUAUGCCAGCAUUUAUCAAAUACAUUAAAUCGCGAAAUAUCACUAUUCCAUCAAAUAUGACAACGAUUCCUCCGAAUCUUUAUCCAUUUAUUUUAACUUUUGCCGUUGAUAAAUUGAAUUCCAAUGAAACUUUAAUUCCAUACUUCUUUUCACUUCAAUCUAUGCUUAAAAGAUGUACUUACAAUAAUUUACCAUGUUCAACAAACGAUUUUAUAACAUUUUCUGCGGCAACACAUGGUCUUUGCUAUACAUUCAAUGCAAGAAUGAAAAUUGACGAUGGAAAAAGUGUACGAUACAGCAAUCAAGACGGUCGCACUGGUGUACUCGAAUUAGAACUCUAUGUACAUAGUCAUUUAUAUCCUCCUUCUUUUUUCACCGGUGUUGGUAUGGUGACUCUCGUCCAUGAUAAUAGUCAUUUGCCAUUGAUUGAAACAGCUGGUAUUUUUCUCUCUCCAGGACGAAAACAUAAAUUAGGUUAUAAGAAAAAGACGAGCUAUUUUUUACCGUCACCGUAUACAACGUGCACGACGAAAGUACCUCUGCCAAUGAGAGUCAUGUAUGAUACUUAUUAUAAUGGCGCUGACUAUGGAUAUUCUCAAACUGUCUGUUAUCAACUUUGCGAACAAACUUAUGUUUAUGAACAAUGUGGUUGUGUCAAUCCUAAUCAAUGGAAUGCUCGUUCGAUUGUUCUACCGGGUACAGAUCAAAUUAUUUUAGCGCCGUCGUGUGCACCAGUUUUUGUCAAUGCUUGUUAUUCUCGAGCUGCGGAUGUUCUGUACAAUUCACCUUCUCUUCUUGAAAAAUAUUGUUCUGAUUGUACAUCAGAUUGUUCAUUAAUCGAUUUUGAUCUUCAAAUGUCAUCUUUAGCUACACCGUUAGAAUGGCAAAUGGAUGAAAUCAAAACAUUCGUCGAAAAUUCUAGUAUUCCAAAACCGUUAUCUUGGAUGACUGACUGGCAGACACAUAUUCGAUCAAAUUAUCUCAUCUUAACUGUUGUUCGUGAAACAACAAUUGUUGAAAACAGCACUCAAAGUGCACAAAUGACUUUGGUUGAUGUUCUCUCAAAUAUUGGUGGUCAAACUGGCUUAUGGAUUGGCAUUAGUUUUCUUUCUAUAAUGGAAUUUAUUGAACUUUUCUAUCGUCUUGUUCGUCGUCAGUUCCAAAUCAUUUCUGCCAGAUUGUGA